Molecule: messenger RNA, 1559 nt
Organism: Diceros bicornis minor
Lineage: Eukaryota; Metazoa; Chordata; Mammalia; Perissodactyla; Rhinocerotidae
Gene: PFN3
Product: profilin 3
Exons: 1
Coding region: 667-1080 (137 amino acids)
Biological process (GO): positive regulation of actin filament bundle assembly; regulation of actin filament polymerization; actin cytoskeleton organization
Cellular component (GO): cytoplasm
Molecular function (GO): actin binding
Source: RefSeq, a predicted model, not a curated record
CUCCCCAGGUGACUCCCUGUGCAGCUGAAGUUGAGAAGCACGAUGAGAAGUGCUUAAGAUUGAAACAGUGGCGUGGGCCCACAGGGCUGGCUUGGUGGAAGACCCUCACCCCCUCCCCAACUUGCCUUAGGGUGGUGGGCCUCCAAGUGUGCUUCCUGGACCAGCAGCAGCAGCAGCGUGGCCAGGGAACUUGUUGGAAAUGCAUCCUCUCUGGCUACCUCCCAUACUACUGAAUCAGAAACUCUGAGCUGGGGGCCCAGCAAUCUGUUUAACAGCUUUCCAGGAGAUUUGCAUGCUCCCAACGUUUGAGAACCACAUUCUGGGGCUUGAAUGGUUACCAGGCCCAGAGGUCUGGCUUUCCAGAAGUGGCAUCUCUUUGUUCUUAAACCCAUGCCUACUGUGCUUAACGGGCCAUUUAAGUUGGUUUUUCCAGAGUUAUUUUGACAAUCAAUAGGAUUUCCUCCUUCAGGCUAACUUUAGGACUCCACCAGGUGUUAAGACACGAGCCUCCUCCCCCACAUACACACUCUCCAGAGUAGGUAGCCGCUGUCGCCGUGCCUCACAAUCCCACCCCCACAUACGUCAUAGUGCCCCAGGCGUUCCAGGCACGCGGCGCAGCCGGACGUUCCUCGAAAGUGCAAGCUGAGGGGCGCACUCUGAGCCGGAAUGGGCGACUGGAAAGGCUACAUCAGCGCGGUGCUGCGGGACCAGCGCGUCGACGACGUGGCCAUCGUGGGCCACUCAGACAAUCGCUGCGUGUGGGCAUCGCGGCCCGGGGGCCUGCUGGCGGCCAUCUCCCCGCAGGAGGUGGGUGUGCUCACCGGGCCCGACCGACGCACCUUCCUGCAAGCGGGCCUGAGCGUGGCGGGCCGCCGCUGCUGCCUCAUCCGCGACCACCUGCUGGCUGAGGGAGACGGAGUAUUGGACGCGCGCACCAAGGGGCUGGACGGGCGCGCCGUCUGCGUGGGCCACACGCCGCGCGCGCUCCUCGUACUCAUGGGCCGUCGGGGCGUGCACGGAGGCAUCCUCAACAAGAUGGUGCAUGAGCUGAUCCAAGGGCUGCGUGCGCAGGGAACGUAGCAGGACAGCCAGGCGGCGCCAAAAUAAAGUCUGACCUGGGCGUGGCAGACUCGUGCUUUGGUGGUGUGGGGGGUUGUUGCAGAUGAAGAAACCGGUUUACUGGAAGAUCUUUGCAGAGGGUUACUUGGGGGCGGGCUGAGAUUAUGAGUCCAGAGGCUUCCUUACGUCUCCCCAGGCCAGAGUCUCGGCAUUUUGGCACCUUCUUAGGGUCCUAGAGACACCGCAGCUGAGGAAGAGUCCCAGGGAGUGGCCUUCUCAAACCCUCUAGCUGAGGCUUUACAAUCCUUUCCCACAAAACUUUUUGCACGUCUGUGCAGGACAAACAAUAAACGGAGCCCCCUCCCCCACUCCUCCACUCCUCCCCAGGCUGGAAGCCAGUGUGCCUCUCACUCCUGCCACUUGGCACGAGGAAGCACUAGCAAGGGCUGUGAGUGGAUGACCGGGUGGGGCUGGGAGCUUGGAGAGCAGCUCUGGGGCUC